Messenger RNA from Drosophila albomicans, 537 nucleotides. RefSeq lists its product as uncharacterized. Lineage: Eukaryota; Metazoa; Arthropoda; Insecta; Diptera; Drosophilidae. The record is from RefSeq and is a predicted model, not a curated record. The transcript has 3 exons. The coding region runs from base 1 to 537 and encodes 178 amino acids.
AUGCGAGCACUUUUAAUAAUAUUAUUGCUAUGUGGCAUCGUUUCACCGGAUAGAAGAUAUCGUUUUACCAACAUUAAAUGUAAUGUGCUAGAUAAAUCUUAUGUUUCAUUUGCCCAAUGCAAACUUAAGGUUAUUGGACGUGGCAUUAUUGCUUUGACCAUCGAUGCGAAACUGUUAACAGGACCUUUCAAUAAUGCUAAGGUAAAUCUCAGUCUUUGGAAGAAAUACAGUGAAUUUCGUCCAUUUAUUUUCAAUUCGUCCCUUGAUUUCUGUAAAGCUAUGGCAUGCACAAAUUCGACAUUAACAUUUCAUAGAAUAAUUUACCGAGCGUUUCUCAAAUAUUCAAAUAUAAAUCAGACGUGUCCAUAUGAUAAAGAACUCUAUGUACGUGAUUGGGUUCUCAAGGAAGAGCAAUUAAAGUAUUUACCAUUACCAACAGGCGAAUAUCAAGUUAGACUGAAGGCUUAUACCGACAACGAAUGCAAGGCAACAGUUUACGUCAACUUUUCGGUGAAAGAAGAUUUGAUGCAAUCUUAA